Molecule: messenger RNA, 2304 nt
Organism: Onychostoma macrolepis
Lineage: Eukaryota; Metazoa; Chordata; Actinopteri; Cypriniformes; Cyprinidae
Gene: bco2b
Product: beta-carotene oxygenase 2b
Exons: 16
Coding region: 23-2284 (753 amino acids)
Biological process (GO): carotene catabolic process; retinal metabolic process
Cellular component (GO): mitochondrion
Molecular function (GO): carotenoid dioxygenase activity; beta-carotene 15,15'-dioxygenase activity
Source: RefSeq, a predicted model, not a curated record
UUUCAACCACUGGUUUGACGGCAUGGCGCUUAUGCACCAAUUCCACAUUGAGGAUGGAAAGGUGACGUACAUGAGCCGCUUCCUCAACAGUGAUUGCUACAAGGAAAACCUUGAGCAUAACCGCAUUAUGGUGUCUGAAUUCGGCACGAUUGCCAUGCCAGACCCAUGCAAGAACGUCUUCCAGCGCUUCCUCUCGCGCUUUGAGCUGCCAAAGCCAAGUGACAAUGCGAAUGUGAGCUUUGUUCAGUAUAAAGGAGACUACUAUGUCAGCACAGAGACAAACUUCAUGCACAAAAUAGACCCACAGACACUGGAAACAAAAGAAAAGGUGGACUGGAGUAAAUUUGUUGCGGUUAAUGGAGCCACAGCUCAUCCCCAUGUGGAUCAUGAUGGAACCACAUACAACAUGGGCAACUCUUACACUCGAAAAGGUGCUUUCUACAAUAUAAUAAUGGUGCCGUCAAAUAAGGUGAAUCCAGCUGAUACCUUGGAAGGAGCCUCAGUUGUGUGUUCAAUCCCCUCAGAGGACAAGUCCAAACCAUCCUACUAUCACAGCUUUGCCAUGUCAGAGAACUAUGUGGUAUUCAUCGAGCAACCAAUCAAAAUGGAUCUCUUGAAGAUUGUGACAAGCAAACUCCGUGGAAAGGGAAUUAAUGAGGGUGUAUACUGGGACCCCAAACGAAACACAGUUUUCCAUGUAAUCAAUAAACACACAGGAAAGCUGAGCCUCAUCAAAUAUUAUGCAAAGCCACUGUCAACUUUUCAUCAGAUAAACUGUUAUGAAGAAAACGGUUUCCUGAUCAUGGACAUGUGCUGUUCUGAUGAUGGCCAAGCAAUAAACAACUACCUGAUUCAGAAUCUAAAAAAGUCUGGAAAUGCUCUAGAUGAGGUAUACAACACAAUGUGCAGAGUGUUCCCCCGCCGCUUUGUCCUGCCACUGAACGUGGAUAGUCAUACACUCUGUGGGCAAAAUCUCAACACGCGCUUGAACAGCACUGCCACAGCCAUCAAGACCGACAAGAAUAAGGUGUUUUGCACACAUGAAGAUCUCCAUGGUGAUGAUCUCCAUGAAUAUGGAGGUCUGGAAUUCCCACACAUCAACUAUUCAAUGUGCAAUUCCCGUCCCUACCGUUACUUCUACGCAUGUGGCUUCAGACACCUAGUUGGAGACUCCCUCAUUAAAAUGGACCUUCAAGGCAAACAAAUAAAGGUGUGGAAACAUGCAGGCAUGUAUCCCUCAGAACCGAUCUUUGUCUCAUCACCUGGUGCUGUAGAAGAGGAUGACGGAGUCAUUCUGUCUGUGGUCAUCACCCCAAAUCAGGAUGAGAGCACCUUCCUUCUGGUGCUGGAUGCAAAAACAUUUGAAGAACUGGGCCGGGCUGAGGUAUCUAUCAACAUUCCAUAUGGAUUCCAUGGGACUUUCCAAACCAUGUCAGAGAACUAUGUGGUAUUCAUCGAGCAACCAAUCAAAAUGGAUCUCUUGAAGAUUGUGACAAGCAAACUCCGUGGAAAGGGAAUUAAUGAGGGUGUAUACUGGGACCCCAAACGAAACACAGUUUUCCAUGUAAUCAAUAAACACACAGGAAAGCUGAGCCUCAUCAAAUAUUAUGCAAAGCCACUGUCAACUUUUCAUCAGAUAAACUGUUAUGAAGAAAACGGUUUCCUGAUCAUGGACAUGUGCUGUUCUGAUGAUGGCCAAGCAAUAAACAACUACCUGAUUCAGAAUCUAAAAAAGUCUGGAAAUGCUCUAGAUGAGGUAUACAACACAAUGUGCAGAGUGUUCCCCCGCCGCUUUGUCCUGCCACUGAACGUGGAUAGUCAUACACCCUGUGGGCAAAAUCUCAACACGCGCUUGAACAGCACUGCCACAGCCAUCAAGACCGACAAGAAUAAGGUUGAUCUCCAUGGUGAUGAUCUCCAUGAAUAUGGAGGUCUGGAAUUCCCACACAUCAACUAUUCAAUGUGCAAUUCCCGUCCCUACCGUUACUUCUACGCAUGUGGCUUCAGACACCUAGUUGGAGACUCCCUCAUUAAAAUGGACCUUCAAGGCAAACAAAUAAAGGUGUGGAAACAUGCAGGCAUGUAUCCCUCAGAACCGAUCUUUGUCUCAUCACCUGGUGCUGUAGAAGAGGAUGACGGAGUCAUUCUGUCUGUGGUCAUCACCCCAAAUCAGGAUGAGAGCACCUUCCUUCUGGUGCUGGAUGCAAAAACAUUUGAAGAACUGGGCCGGGCUGAGGUAUCUAUCAACAUUCCAUAUGGAUUCCAUGGGACUUUCCAAAAUUGACAGUGAGAGACUCUUUAAAA